Molecule: messenger RNA, 240 nt
Organism: Miscanthus lutarioriparius
Lineage: Eukaryota; Viridiplantae; Streptophyta; Magnoliopsida; Poales; Poaceae
Source: the annotation of a GenBank genome assembly
AUGGGUCAGAAGCAGGCAAAAGAAGAUAGGCGGGGAGGCGACGACGCUUGCAUUGUAGCUUUGGAUAAGAUGUGGGAGAAGAAGGAGGUUUCUGACUGGGAAAGAGACAAGCAGAGAAAGGAGAGGUACAUGGCUGCAAUUGAGGUAGACAAGGCUGCACUUGAGGUACAGAAGGCUUCACUUGAGCUUGAGAAGAAGCGAUUGUCAAAUGAAGAAAAAAAGUUGAAGCGGACUUGCUGA